Colletotrichum orchidophilum is the source of this 843-nucleotide messenger RNA. RefSeq lists its product as uncharacterized. Bases 1 to 843 code for a protein of 280 amino acids. The transcript has 2 exons. NCBI's taxonomy places the organism in Eukaryota, Fungi, Ascomycota, Sordariomycetes, Glomerellales, Glomerellaceae. The record is from RefSeq and is a predicted model, not a curated record.
AUGUCUUUCCACCUUGAGAACACCUUCGCUCUUGCGAUCUUGGGAGAGCACGACCCUCAAACGUCAACUACCAGCAAGAUCAUUUACAGAGCAGACUGGGCGCUAUGGGACGUCAGCAGUCGUCUCCUCGACGGUGACUCAUCCCUUCCUGACGAUGAAGCCGACACCCUCGAGAUUGCCUUCACUCUUCCGAUGCUCAGCGAGCAACUCACCUCUGGGGUAGAUGUCGACACUCUGGUGGCCUCGGCCCAAGAUGUCUGGCUCAAACUUCGCAGACGCCUGAUCCGUGGCGAAUGUAUUCUACCACCUCCCCCUCUCUCCCUGGGGAUCCGCAGCUCUGAUGAAUCUAUCAAUGUCCUAUUCGGCCCCAGGCCUACGUUUCCUCCUGCGGAAUUGUGCGUCGGUGAGUACCCUGACAACUGCAUUCACGGGGAGUGGGCAGAGGAUUAUGCAGAAGACAUUGAAUCAGACUCUUCUGCCUCUUCUACCUCCGUCAAGACGAAGGCCAUCAAGACAACGCAGAAAGGACGGAAGGAUAGGGGUGAUGGCAUGUGGGUGUGCGACGUUGGAGACUGCGGAAAGGACUACACUUGCAAGUCCACCCUUGAUAUCCAUAAAAGAGACGCACACGGAUUGCUUCGUCCAAUCGACCGUAGGCGUCUAGAGGAGCGCCAGAAGAGCCAGGACACUGCCGCGGCGCAAGAAGAGGUUGAAGAGGAAGUCUUGGAUGACAGCGAGAUGACAGAGGAUGAAGAAUAUGAUGACGAAACUUCGGAAGAAGAAGAGGUUGACAAGGAUCAUGGCCACCAUGGUGGUGGUGAAGAACACGAAACGCAGGGCUAA